AUGCAGAGUGUUAGGAAGCCAUUCAAAAUCAAAAAGAUAGAGAAUAGUUAUUUAGAGGAAACGUUCCAAGAAUCAAUAGGUGUGACUUCAACUUCCAAUGAUAGUGAAUCAAACCAGAAUUUAAUACUAGGCAAACAUUCAUUAAAUGAUAAAAUUAUAUCAACGAGGACAUUAGAUACGGUGCAAUGUUUCGAUAAAGAUACGUUUGUUGUUGUGGAAGAUAGAUGUCUCAGAGGGAUCCGUUUGAUGGGUUCAUGCAAUGUGGAAAUAUUUGAUCAAAUACUUUUAGAUGAUAAAGUGUUAUGUUGUGUUGAAUCAGAAUCUAAAUAUGGUAAAAUUUGUAUUUUAACGGAUAAUAAUAUGAUUCAUUUGAUUGAUGUGAUAAAAAUCAAAGAAUCUAAGAAAUUGAAAUUGAAAUUUACAAAACAUAUUGAUAUUGGUAUCGAAUUAAAGGUUGAAGAACUUCAUUUGUUUAUGGCACCAGCUAAUGACAUAUUAUACAUGAUUAACAAAUCCAUGGUUAAGCUUUUUCAAAUAGAUAUUAAAAAAGGUCAAGUGAACACAAUCCAAUUCAGGUUAAAUAUGAUUUAUCAAUUAAUAAAUUUUACAUCAUAUGAUUCCAUAAAUAAUGCAUCAAGCCUACUUUUAUUUCAUAUAGAUAAAUUGACAAAGAUAUUACACCUUGAAAUUGUUCAAAUAAAUAAUAAUAACAAUGGAACAAUGACAGAAUUGUUCAGAAAGAAAACUUUUAAGAUCGAUGAAGUUAAAAAUGAUCUUAUCUGGAUAAAAACAAUUAACUCUCAAUGUAUUGUCAUAUUGACGCUUAAUUAUGUUACAAUAAUAUCAGGUCCACAGUUCUCUGUAAAGAGAUGGAAAAAUAGCUCUAUUUCAAAGAAAUAUUUGCAACAAUCAUUCGAUUUUAAAAAUUUAUACGUGGAAAGAACGGGCGAAUCAUUUUACUUACAAUUAACAAAUUCUAAAUUGAAUAUUUUAAGCGUAAUUUUGAAGGAAAAUGAAAAUUAUAUUGAAUGGAUAUUUAUGCCUAAUAAAUAUUUCAAGCAACACAGUAUUUUGGUUUUUCAUUUAAAUCACGAUAUUAUAUAUUUGAGAGACAUUACAGAUAAGGUUAAUAUAAUUGAAUCCAAAGAAGACCAACCCAUAAAAUAUUACAAUAUUUUGAAUAAAGUUGUAUUGAAGAAAAUUAAAUAUGAAAAUAUUAGCUAUAAAUGUGGGUUCGUUAAGUCUAAUACAGGUUCAAUUGUACAGGACUUUGUUUUUGGAGGUGUUAAUUUGAGUAAUAACAAGCCGUUCAUAGAAGAAACCAAUAUGCAAAUAAGAUAUGAGAUUAAGAAAAUAGGAACCUUUUCAAAUGAGGCAGGUAUAGUUAAUAAACUUGUAAUGCACAAAGGAACAUUAAGGAUAUUGUGUAAUGAUAGAUUGUAUGGUAUGGAUCAAAACAAAAAUAUUACAUUUGUUAAUUCGUUGGAUUUAACUAGAUCUCAUUUAUCUAAUACAGGCAAUGUCAUUAAUUAUAACAACGAGGAUGUAAUGUAUUGUACAGAUGUUAUUUCCUAUGAGGAACACUCUCAGUUCGACGAUAACCUACUACAAAUUGAUAUUGAUGGUAAAAUAACGAUAACAAAAUACGGUGGCGGACAAGAAGAAAGUCUUAUUCUAUUUAAAUUUGAACAUAAAAUAAAUCUGCGCAGAAAUGUAAAAGUCACAGCAAUAAUUACCAAAACUUCAGAUGUGUUCCUACUGAUAUAUGAGAACGAAAUAUUAAACCUCUAUUGUAAUAGUGUAAUUGUCGCCACCUUAUUUAUCGGUUGCCGACUACUAGAUGACCUUUUCAUCUUAAAAUCAAGUGAUAGUCUAGAAAAAGGAAUGAUAGUGUUAUCUUUUAGUGAUAGCACUUUGGAAUUUUUUGAUAUGUCUUUGAAACGUACUUAUUUCAAAUUUUCAUUAUCUUCAAAUGAUCCCCUUAAAUUAGUGAAAGCGGUAAUUAAUAAUAACAUUUUGCUUGUAUAUCAAAACAAAUGUUUGCUAUUAAUUAACUUUGAGUACUUUCAGGUGACAAAAAUCGAGUUAGAAAUUGAAAUACGAAGCAUCAUAUAUGUCGGAUUAGAUAAUAAUAAACAUGCAUUUGUAAUAAGUGACAAUUCAAAUGCACUUUAUAAAAUUGAAUUCAAGAAGACUAUGAGCUUUAAGAAACGCAUUAAACGACUAGAAUUUGCAAAAACUUUUGAUGUUCCUGUUAAUAUACAUGAACUUUCAUCCAUAUAUUCGACUAUUGUAGUUCUUAUGUGGAACCAUAAAAGGAAAUAUCUUAAUUUAUUUGCGUACAAUAUGGUUAGGCAGUCGAUUGUAUCUAAUAUAUUUACUAUUGCUUCCAUUGAUGACUCUAAGCCAAUUCUUUCCCCGUUAAGUAUAGAUGAUAACUUAUGGAACAAUUCAAAUAAUAUAAUCCCCAGAUCUAGUUAUAUUGUGACUUUUGUUAUAAAUGGGCAACCACAAUAUAAGAUAUUACAACUUGAUAAGUCAAAGAUGUUAUUUAAACAAGUUUUCGGCCAAAGUUUAAAAGUUUCUCCAAAUUCUUUGUCAAUAAGCACUAUAGAUAAAUCAAAACAAUUGGUAACAUUUUUUGGCCGUAACAUUGAGAUUAAAGAACUUAAAUAUAUACAGAAAAAUGAUGAUAUAUUUUCGGUUCAAACUAAAGACUUAGAACUAAUUGAAAGGAAAAAUGAGCCAUCUAUUGUUUAUGGAUCUGAGAGAAAAGGGUUCAUUGAAACACUCAAUAUGAAAAAUAUAUAUGAAAACUUUAAUGCUGGCCUAUCCGAAGUAGAAAACUGUCGACCUGAUUAUCCCAGUAGGUCAAAUAACAUGUUUGGUCGACAAUUUCAAAAGGCAUUUAUUAAGAAAGCUAGGUGUUCUGAUAUUGAGAAUUUCGAUUGCGAAAUUCAAUAUAAAAAUCCUCAUUUAAAAUAUGACGCAUGGCAUAAUGAGCUCAUUUUGUCUCUUACAACAAGUGGAAGGAUGACAAGAAAUAUGGUAACUGCUACAAUUGAUCAAGACAAUAUGCUGUCGUUAUCAGAUAGAAGGAACUUACAGUGUAUGAGUUCCCAAUUAUAUACACCUAACGUUAACGUCCAGAAUUAUUCACAAAUUGACGAAAUUCUUUCUAUCCAGAGUACAUUUAGAAUUCUUGGAAGCAGUAAGUCAGCGAAACGAUUUAUGAAAAGGACUUUCACGCCUAUGUUUAUUGUUCUUGGUUGUAAUUCAACAAAGUAUAUUAUUGUACAAUGUUGUGAUGACAUAAUGGAAAAAGAAAAAGAAAUACUCAUAACUACACUAGAAUAUAAUUUUGUUGCAGUCUCCAAAACGCACGGUAUGCAUACUGAGCAUGGUACACAUAUACCACAAAUUCAACAAGUAAGUUUAGUUGAUCUUGAUUGA
Molecule: messenger RNA, 3453 nt
Organism: Maudiozyma barnettii
Lineage: Eukaryota; Fungi; Ascomycota; Saccharomycetes; Saccharomycetales; Saccharomycetaceae
Exons: 1
Coding region: 1-3453 (1150 amino acids)
Source: RefSeq, a predicted model, not a curated record